AUGACGCCCCCGGGGCCGAAGGCGGCAGGUGCCUGCGAUCUCCAAUCUCCACCUCCACAAGUCACUACUCGUACUCCAUACAUCUUACUACUACAGGACCGAGACAGGUUACUGAACUCAUCUCCCAUGGGCGCUCUUCUCUCCAUUCCGCUCUUGGCGGUGCCCAGUGUGGGCACGCUCAUCACGGUCGCAGGAUCAUGUUGCGGAGCGGCAACAUGCUCUGCGGUCUGCAGUGCCUGCGGAAAGUUUCAGAACAGUAUGGCAACGAGAAUCGCCUACGCCUUCAUCCUUCUAAUCAACUCCAUCAUAUCCUGGAUCAUGCUUACACCCUGGGCCUUGAAGAAGCUCCAGCACCUGACCCUGGACUAUAUGGAAAUUCAAUGUGACGGCAAGGAAUGCCAUGGCUGGGUGGCCGUCCAUCGCAUCAACUUCGCUCUCGGUCUCUUCCACUUGAUUCUCGCCCUUCUGCUCCUCGGAGUGAAGAGUUCGAAGGAUACCCGCGCCGCGAUCCAGAAUGGCUACUGGGGCCCCAAGGUUAUCCUCUGGUUGGCCUUUGUCGUCGGGUCCUUCUUUAUCCCCGAGCCCUUCUUCUUCGUCUACGGCAACUACAUUGCCUUCUUCUGUGCCAUGCUCUUCCUCCUCCUAGGUCUGAUCCUGUUGGUGGAUCUCGCGCAUACAUGGGCGGAGCUGUGUCUGCAGAAGAUUGAGGACAGUGACUCUCGCGUCUGGCGAGGUCUGCUUAUUGGCUCAACCGUCGGCAUGUACUUGGCGUCCUUCGUGAUGACCAUCUUGAUGUACAUCUUCUUUGCCAACAGCGGGUGCUCCAUGAACCAGGCUGCAAUCACGAUUAACUUGAUCGUGUUCUUGAUCAUCUCCUUUGUGUCUGUUCAGCCUGCAGUGCAAGAAUCGAACUCGCGUGCCGGUCUGGCCCAGGCUGCUAUGGUGACUGUCUACUGUACUUAUCUCACCAUGUCUGCGGUCUCGAUGGAGCCCGAUGACAACAACUGCAACCCCCUGAUCCGGUCUCGCGGAACCCGCACAGCCACCAUCGUUCUCGGUGCGAUCGUCACCAUGCUCACCAUUGCAUACACGACGACGCGCGCUGCUACUCAAGGCAUUGCCCUGGGCUCCAAGGGUGGACACAGCUACAUUCAACUGGGCACGGACGACGAGCACGGCCUAAUCACUCAGCAGCCAAACACCCGGCGCGAGAUGCGGGCCGAGGCUCUCCGGGCUGCAGUUGAAAGUGGCAGUCUGCCCGCCAGUGCCCUUGACGACAGUGAUGAUGAGGAUGAGUUUGAAGCUGUGAAGGAUGACGAGCGAGCCUCCACUCAGUACAAUUACUCUCUCUUCCACAUCAUUUUCUUCCUCGCUACCACUUGGGUGGCUACUUUGCUGGUCCAAGGCUUGACCCUGGAGACCACGGCCGAUUUUGCGCCGGUCGGCCGCACCUACUGGGCCAGCUGGGUGAAGAUCAUCAGCUCUUGGGUCUGCUAUGCCAUCUACCUGUGGACCUUGAUCGCGCCGGUUGUUCUGCCCGAUCGCUUUGGUACCUAUUGA
Molecule: messenger RNA, 1560 nt
Organism: Penicillium salamii
Lineage: Eukaryota; Fungi; Ascomycota; Eurotiomycetes; Eurotiales; Aspergillaceae
Source: the annotation of a GenBank genome assembly